Messenger RNA from Entamoeba invadens IP1, 945 nucleotides. RefSeq lists its product as hypothetical. Bases 1 to 945 code for a protein of 314 amino acids. The record is from RefSeq and is a predicted model, not a curated record. NCBI's taxonomy places the organism in Eukaryota, Evosea, Mastigamoebida, Endamoebidae. Gene Ontology annotation, molecular function: calcium ion binding. The transcript has a single exon. Gene Ontology annotation, cellular component: endoplasmic reticulum.
AUGAGUGUGUUACAAUGGGCUGUCUUUUGUGAUAACGACAAAACUGGCCGCAAAAAGUUGUCUCCAGAAGAUGUUCUUCCAAGUAUUUAUGCUCGUGUCUACAACAUCACUCCGAUGCCACCCCAUGAUGAAAUUAUGCCAUUGAUAGAAUCAAGUAUGUGUUACAUUAUUUUCGACUUAUGUGAUGUCGACAAUGAUGGGUACUUGGACUUCACCGAAUUUUGUCAUUUCACAAAGUGUUUUGAAGUUCCUCUCAACAAGAACCCAGACUUUUGUUUCAUCACAGAGAUCCAAGCACUAUUUGUAGCAAUAGAUGCAGAUCUUUCAGGCAUGAUUUCCGAGGAAGAAAUCACUGCCGCUCUCCUUAAAAUUGGUAAGAAGAACAAGACACUUAAAAAACAUUUGUCUUCUUUGGAAGAGUAUGCUAACAACUUACAAACAAAAGAAGCUGUUUCCAAAAACGACUUUUUAAAGAGUUUGGUGAAGACUGAAAUUUACAACGAGUACAAAACAGACAUUUACCACGAGGUGUUCCAUUCUUUCGACAAAACAGGAAAUGGUAAAUUGGACUCUUCUGAGAUAUCAUUUAUGUUAGAAAGCUUAUACCCAAAUGGUGUGGAAAUCGCUGGAUGCUCUGCAAUUGUUCUUGAGUUACUUGACAAAGAUAAAGACAAUGAAAUCAGUCUUGAAGAAAUCAUUCCAUUUUUGGACGUUCUCAAAGACCUCCCAGAAAAUGGAAGACUUACUAAAGAGAUGCUUUUUAAAGCGUUCUUUAAAUUAAUAGACUAUGACAACGAUGGUGUUAUUGAAUUCGACGAAAUGGAUCGUUUUAAGUCACUCAAAAGUAUUACUCCACUCAGAUCAAAAUUAGAGAAGCUUUUUAAACAAUUCGGAGACGACGAUGUGACCUACGAACAGUUCCUUUCUCUUGCAAACGCACUCUAA